Molecule: messenger RNA, 309 nt
Organism: Ogataea philodendri
Lineage: Eukaryota; Fungi; Ascomycota; Pichiomycetes; Pichiales; Pichiaceae
Exons: 2
Coding region: 1-309 (102 amino acids)
Source: RefSeq, a predicted model, not a curated record
AUGGAUGGCAGCCACUCCGAAAGUGAGGUUCUCGUAUCCCUUGCCUGGCACGUAGAAACCGGCCUUUCUGAUCAUGUUGGCAAACGUUUCUUGGUUAGGGAAUCUCUGGAUACUCUCGACGAGGUACUGCGCCUGGUUGUCAACCUGGGAGAAUUCCAGGCAUGCAAAGAUUCCUCCCGGCUUGAGAACACGGUAGGCGGUGUCAAGACCGGCCUGGAUGUUGGUGAAGUUUCUGAUACCAAAAGCGAUGGUGUAAACGUCCUUGGAGUUGUCCUCGAUAGCGUCGAGCUUUUCACCGUUUUGUUCUAG